AUGGAAAGGAGCAAAAUACAAAUGCUUUAUGAUGCUACUCAUGCCUUGUUUUCUGAACAGAGGCUUCCAAGUUUUCAACAAAUCCAUUAUCUCAAAAAUUUGCUAGAUAAAAUUGAAGCUGUAGACGUGGGAAUCGACGAGUUUGGGUUGUGUGAUUCUCCUAUGUCAGAUGAAACCGUUGAUAGCAGCAAGGGAUUGCUUUGUGGACAAGGCUUCUCUGAGAUUACAUACAUUCACAUUCAUGAAUGUGACAAUUUUUCUAUGGGUGUGUUCUGUCUUCCAGCAGGAAAAGUGUUUCCACUUCAUGAUCACCCAGGAAUGACAGUGUUGAGUAAGCUCUUGUAUGGCUCUGCCUACGUCAAAGCUUAUGACUGGAUCACAUUGGAUUGUGCUGGAACACAAACAAUAGGAUUGGGUGGGAGGGUAGUGGAUGAAGUAAUCAAAGCACCACAUGAGCCAUCUAUAUUAUUUCCAAGAAGUGGUGGCAAUAUUCAUUCUUUCACAGCGUUGACGCCAUGUGCAAUACUAGACGUGCUGUCUCCACCAUACUCUGAGGACUUUGGAAGGCCUUCCACUUAUUUCUCAGAUAUCCCUAUCCCUUCUCUUAAUGCCACUGAUUCAUUGAUUCGUUUUAUUUUGUGUGCUACUGGGGCAGGUUAUGCCAUACUUGAGGAGAAACCCGUGCCUAGUGACCUAUUUGUUCAAGGAGCACCAUACCUUGGACCUUCAAUUGUGACCGUGGACGAAUACAACUUUGGUGAAAUCGGUUUUGAGAACUACGUUCUCCUUAAAUAUCUAAGUAGCGGUCUUAAUGUUCACUUUAAUGUUCUUGGGUGA
This is a messenger RNA of Sphenostylis stenocarpa, 837 nucleotides long. The record is from the annotation of a GenBank genome assembly. NCBI's taxonomy places the organism in Eukaryota, Viridiplantae, Streptophyta, Magnoliopsida, Fabales, Fabaceae.